Messenger RNA from Cydia amplana, 2979 nucleotides. RefSeq names its product protein PAT1 homolog 1 (gene Patr-1). Gene Ontology annotation, molecular function: RNA binding. The record is from RefSeq and is a predicted model, not a curated record. Bases 132 to 2927 code for a protein of 931 amino acids. Gene Ontology annotation, cellular component: P-body. Lineage: Eukaryota; Metazoa; Arthropoda; Insecta; Lepidoptera; Tortricidae. The transcript has 17 exons. Gene Ontology annotation, biological process: P-body assembly; deadenylation-dependent decapping of nuclear-transcribed mRNA.
GUAGAAUUUUUACUUGACAAAUGCAACUAUGCCUAUGGCAACCCAGCUAUAAUGGCCGCCGCCAUCGCUGUUGCAACGUUAUUUGUGUGACAAGUCAUGUCAUUUUUGUCCAUGAUAUAUGAGAAAAUCCAAUGGCAGAUUAUUUCUUCGGGUUCGAUACUUCGUCAUCGAACUUAAAUGACGACGAAGGAGCCGGCGAGCCGUCGGAAGAUGAAUAUGACGCACUCAACGAUGAGACCUUUGGGCAGGCUGACGGCUUCGAUUUUGAGGAGCACGAGCAGAUGGCUUCUCAGAUCGAGAGCAGCCGCCGCCACCACAGCACCCUGGACGAUGCCAACAUGCAGCUGGAAGCGUCACUAUCCCAGCUAGUGUUAGACGAGAGCGAACACACCUCAGCGCUCGGCUCGAGCGUGUGGAGGCACGACGCGCCUUUCCAAUACCAACCGCCGCACACGCAGACGCCAGCACCGAUCCUCAAGAAUGUGUGCACUGUAGAGGAGAUAGAGCGGCAGCUGCGCCAAAAACAGGCGCCGUUUCCACCAUCGCAGAACUACUUCCAGCCGCGAUUUCCUCCAGUCAUCCUGCAGCGGCCCCCGGGGCUCCAGGCCCCGGUAACACUCCCCUUCGCCCCGCAAAACAUGCCCAUGAUGCCAAUGGGCCACCCCAACAACAUCAACAGCAUGCCCAACCAGAUGGGCCAAAACGUCAACCCGAUGGGCCAAAACGUCAACCAGUUGGGACAAACCGUCAACCAGAUGGGCCAAAACGUCAACCCGUUGGGCCAAACCGUCAGCCAGAUGGGCCAAAACGUCAACCAGUUCAUGCAAAACGCCAACCACUACGCCAACAACAUGCAUCCAAACAUGCACAUGAACCAGAUGCCCAAUCAAGUCAACAUGGGCCCGAACAUGAAUAUGGGUCAGAAUCAGAUGAUGCCGAAUGGCAACCAGUUCCCGGGUUUGAACCAGCCGGGCAUGAAUCAGCAGGGCAUGAACCAGCCGGGGAUGAAUCAGUUUCCGCACAUGAUGCCCAGGAUGAUGCCUCCGCCUGGGAUGGGUAUGCCGAGGCAGAAUUUCAAUCCUAACGUUGGACAGUUCAAUCAUAAUUUUCGUGGCCCAGCCAUCCCCUCAAAACCCGAACCAAUGAUGCACAUACAAAAGAGCCAGCCCAACCAAUCCCCCCCCAAAAACGGCAAAACUCCACCAAAACUGCAGAAGAGCCGCGUCUACAACAACUCCAAAACCAACCAACCGACCAACCCAACCAACCUGACGUCCCAAAACCUGGUGCAGUUGAUACAGAAUACUCACCCGAUGCUACAGUAUAACAAUAGUUAUCAUAACGCCAGCCAUCACCCGAUGCUGAACAGGGGGUUUGGGCAGUUUCCCAAUAACAUGGCGUUCGGGCAGAGGCCGAAUGGGACGUUCAAUAAUAAUCAUAGGCAUAUGAACGGCGAUGACGUGACAUCAUUAAGCGACACGGACGAGUAUAGCGGCCUUAUGACGCAGCGCGAAAAGCAGUGGCUGAUCAACAUACAGAUGCUCCAGCUUAACACUGGCACGCCUUACAUCCACGACUUCUAUUAUACGGUGUUCUUGGAAAGGCAGUCGCAGAAAGAGAAAGAAGGAGUGAAGGAGGCUCACAAGGCGAAUCAGCAGAACCAUCCAUUCUACAGCGGGGGUGUAAAGCAGGAGUCCCACGGGCGCGAGCGGCACAACUCGAACCGGCACAACUCUACAAGCGAGGACGCGCCGCCGCGCGCUUACGUGCCCACACAGUUUGAGAACUCGCUAGGAAAGCUGCAGUGCGGCAGCGUGACUGCGCCGCGUAAGAUCAUCGACGUAGAGCUGGUGAGCGGCGCGGAGCCCGCGGCGCCAUCGCGCGCCAACAGCGUCGCCAGCACCACCAACCCUGCCGAGGUCCCUCGGGAAAUGCGCAGAACGAAGCAACUACUAUUGGACAUUGAGGCACUAUAUCUCAUACUGCUUAGGCUUGAGGAGCUGAACGAUCCCCUGGCGAUAUCCAACGCGCUCAUACUCAAGGAAAGAGAAGAGAAGCAGAAGCAGCUAGAAGCAGCGCAGAAGGAAGCGCUUGAGAACGAGCUAGAAGAGGAUUCCAACGUGUUCUUGAGAAAUAUCGAGUCGGUGCAGCGGAGGCCUAAGCAGGACAGCCCUAAGAGCGAGAGCGUAGAUAAAAGACAGGUGGUGAACCUAGCAGUGAAUCAGAAACCGCCGCCAGUCAAGAACCUUCUGGACGAAAACAAAGACGAGCUGGUCGACAAAAUGUUUGCCGGCUUACUGCACGCGGAUAGGCUCGCGCAAAUGCUCACCGUUAGAAAAGGACGGGCGCUGGUGGCGCGGUUCCUGGCGCGGCUGGGCGCAGGCGCUGGUGCGCACGCGCAGGCGCACGCGCAGGCGCGCGGCGUGUGGGCGCGGGCGCUGCGCGCGCUGCCCGCCGCCGCGCGCCGCGACCCCGGCCCCGGCCCGGCCGGCCUGCAGCAGCUCGCGCCGCACUACAGGAAAUACAUCCAAAGCUCAACAGGCUGGAACCCAAUCUUGGAGUCGUGUGGACUACUGGCGGAAGCCCUAGACCCGGCUAGGACGCCCUACGCACUCACGACCCCCUUAACCCUAAGCUGCGUCUGCGCUUUAAUAGAGAAGGCGUCCCUCCUCGUCAACACCCCCGAGGCGACCUCCAACGAGCGGCAAUGGUACAAAUUCCUAAAAACCCUCGCUCGCGCGCUCAAAAACACCACUCUAACGGUCGCCAAACCCGUCACACCGCUCCCGGAAAACAAACUACUAUUCCACUUAAAACAACUAGAAUCUAGGACCACUAUAGAGAUCCUGCAGAGAGGGAAAAGCGCUGAAUUCGCUGAUCUAUCUAAAGCUGAUGUGACGGAGCAGUUGCUAAAACAUCUGUGCUGAUGGUUCAUGUCGUGCGUCAUAGUUAGCACGUUGAAAACACUGGGGAUAAAGA